AUGUUUACGGCCCCGGAAUCACCUUUUGAUUUUCAGGUGAGCGCCAGAGCCAUGGCGGGCGCUGGACAGAGCGCCACGGCAAACGACUGACUUCUUGCCCAAUGUCCUUUCUGUUUUGUACUCGAACAGGCGCUAGACGGACAUUUCAUUUACACUGAUGAGCCUGAGCCCAGUAAGCUGCCUCAGCUCGUUCCAAACCUGGGUGUAAAGGCUGGGCAUACUUGGAAAGAGGUGCUUCAAGAGGUCAGGAGUGAGUGGAAAGGGUCAGCUUUGUCUUGGCCCUCUUUAAUCAGCCAGCUGAAGGGCUGAUUAUGCCACCGGCAGGACUCAAUGCUAAAGCGCGAGAUGAUGAGAGCGGGGAGGAGUAUAAGAUUGUCUAUGCAGCAAGGCAUGGUGAAGGGCACCACAGUGAGUUCAUGGAGACGUGCGAUCCAGGAACGAUAAACGCCGACUGAAUAGACUCGCUUCUUGACCUCAACUUGGUGACGUCAACCUUUGAAUCCGCAGAUGUCGCAGAGGCAAAGUUCGGCACAGAGGCGUGGGACGCAAAGUGGUCCUUGCUGAAUGGAGAUGGCGACGAUGUGUGGGGACCGGACCCGCCACUCACCGAUGUGGGCGUCGAGCAAGCUUUGGCGAUCAAGAAAGCUUUUCAGGACACCUUUGCGACCUCGGACCCUGCGCCUCUGCCCACCUCGCUCUUCACUUCCCCUCUGGGUCGAUCAGCAAACACAGCGCUGAAUACUUGGGCGGGCCUCGAAUCCAUUCUCCAGGCUGAUGGCUCGUGGAAAGCUGGAGGAGCUCUGCAGAAGCCGCCGAGAGUCAUGGAAGGGCUGCGAGAAAACUUUACGGACAGACAUACCUGUGAUCAGAGGGGAGCUGCUUCACUCGCUCAGCUCAGAGCUCGAGGUUGGGACAUUGAAGACGCCAUUGGUGAUCAAGACGAUGUCUUCAGCGUAAGUUGCGACAGCGGUUCAUUCUGCAUCUUCCAGAAGUGCCGUCCGAGAGCGAGGCCACCAUUUCAGGGGACGUGGGACUAGCGCAUGCGCUGACUUCCCGAUCCUCUAUGAUGCAUAGUCCAACAUUCGAGAAAACCCAGAUGCAAUGUCAGCUCGGGUUGCGGACGCACUGGCAGACAUUUGGGCACGCUCAAAAGGCGAAGAUGUAAUCAGCAUCACCUCGCACAGCGGGACCAUGCAAGCUCUGUUCCGGGCGAUCAGACAUCCAGACUUCAAGCCUGUUCCUGGCGCGCUCAUCCCUUUGCUCAUCAAGGCCGCACCGCGCUCGGGCUCAAACGUCUCCCGGCAACAGAACGUUGCUGCGACUAUUGGAGCCGAUGCCGCUGCUGCAAGCACGGCCUUUGCCCAAGGUCUCCUCGACUCAAACUCGGAGCAUGCUGUUAAAUACGCGGCCUCUCAGCCUUAUAAGCACGGUGUGGUCGAUGGCUUGCUGAACGAUGCUCUGCUCCGAGCCGCCCGGGAGGAGAUUGUCGCAGAGCUGCGUUUCACCGAAAAGGAGACGGACAUCUACAAAGUCAAUCAGACUGGUGAUCUCGCCAACUUGGACGGCUUGCCAGACUCUGAAGUCGGCAGGCUCCAAAAUCUCCUGCGAGUUCGCAACGCCAUCUACAGCGAGCCUUUCAGGGCUUGGCUGAUGAGCGUGACUGGAUGCGGACCGCUCAGCGCGAAGAACAAGGACAUGAGCAUUAACGACUAUCGUGCGGGUUGCCACCUCCUCAAUCACGAGUGAGUCUUCUCGACCACGCCGCUUCCAGCUCAUGCGUAUUCGAGCUGAGUGUGCUGUUCUUGCCACGAUCAGUGAUGUCAUCGGAACUCGCCGGCUGUCCUACAUACUCUACUUGCCUGACCCGAGCGAUGAUUGGAAGCCAGAGUAUGGCGGGGCGUUGGAAUUGUAUCCAACCGUCUCUCGAGGUGUGCCUGUCAAUGUCCCAAGUGUCGUCAUUCCGCCAAGUUAGUGCCGCCGUCUCCACUCGGCUCUCGUCGGACUGGCUGCUGACGACUACUCUUGUCGUGACAGAGUGGAACCAAUACACGUUCUUCACGGUGCAGCCAGGCCAUUCCUUCCACAGCGUCGAAGAGGUCGUGGAUCCCGGCCGCAGUAGACUCAGCAUCAGUGGAUGGUUCCACCGCCCACAGCCUGACGAGAAGGGCUUUGACCAGCAAGAUGAACAAAGAGAAGAGGAAGAACGAAAGGAGCACGCUAGUGCAGAAGGCCUCGUAAGUUCGGCAAAAUCUGAAGUCUAUUGGUGAUGCGCGCUGACCUGCAAAUUUCGACGCUUGCGUUUCACAAGGCAUCGAAGAAGGCAACAGCCUCUUAUAAUGCAUAUCCCGAGGAGCUGAACCCUCCCCUCCCCGGCUCACCCCUCAGCGCUGUUGAUCGGACCUACCUGGCUCAAUUUCUGAAUCCGGCUUACUUGCAGCCAAAGACCCAAGCUCAGCUAUUUGAACGCUUCGGCGACGAAUCGCACAUCUUGCUGGCGGACGUCCUGCGGCCAGAGCUAGCUGCCAGCCUCGAAAAGACCUUGAAGAGCGCUGAUGGAGAAGCUGGCCUUAGGUGGUGGGAGAAAGGUGGGCGAGGUCAGGCAAGGAUUCCCGAUCACCAAACCGGUGUCACGGAGCGAUGGAAGAUUGUGGGACCACCCCAUCGCCAGCGGUACCUUUCAUUAGUCGGCAAAGACGAGCCUGCUAAGCCUGCUCUGUCCAACGCGCCCAUUCCGCAACCGAUCCCUACGGACCCCGAAAGUGUUUUGGACCUUCUGCGAUCGCACUUGUUCCCCUCGCCGGCUUUCCGGCACUUUUUGGCAAAUGUGACUCAACUUGUUCCGAUCGGAGCACGUCCCUUCGAGACCCGACGUUUCCGACCAGGUCUGGACUACACGCUUGCACGAGCGGACAGCGAGGCGGUACUGGACGUUUGCCUUGGUCUCACUCCGGAUGUGGGACGAAGUGCAAUCGACGCUUCAGGCGGCGCGGCUGCGCCCAAGGGACUAGCCGCAAAGAAGGCUGCUGCAAAACGCGCAAAGACGAGCUCUACGAGUUCGAAUGGAGGCAUCACCAAGGCUGAGGCGAAAGAGUUGGCUCAAGCGUGGGAAAGUGGGGAUGUUGGAGGCUGGGAGGCCUACAUGGCACCUGCUAAUGAUGAAGAGGAUCCAGCAGUGUACGGUGGUAAUGUCAAGAAGCCGAAGGAUGAGGCAGGCGCGCCGAUCCAGGAGGAUGCCGAUAUGCGUGACGCCGAAGUAGAGGAGGAGGAUGACGAAGACGAAGACGACGAUGGCGUGUUGCUUAACAUCACACCAACAUGGAACACCCUUAGCAUUGCUCUGAGAGAUGAGGUGAGCAUUGUGUCUCGCGAAUCUUGAGCCAAGAUAAGACUCAAAUCACAAUCUCGUCUCCGCUGCCCUGCACAGGGAGUGAUGAAGUUCAUCAAGUAUCUUUGCGCCUCGGCUGGAGGUAGCCGCUGGGAUGUUGUUGGCGAGCUUGAAGUAGGAGCUGCCAUUCAAGAAGAAGACGACGACGACGACGUCCAAGGGUAA
Ceraceosorus bombacis is the source of this 3550-nucleotide messenger RNA. Lineage: Eukaryota; Fungi; Basidiomycota; Exobasidiomycetes; Ceraceosorales; Ceraceosoraceae. The record is from the annotation of a GenBank genome assembly.